Molecule: messenger RNA, 4566 nt
Organism: Catharus ustulatus (Swainson's thrush)
Lineage: Eukaryota; Metazoa; Chordata; Aves; Passeriformes; Turdidae
Gene: VRTN
Product: vertebrae development associated
Exons: 1
Coding region: 1414-3633 (739 amino acids)
Biological process (GO): regulation of transcription by RNA polymerase II
Cellular component (GO): chromatin
Source: RefSeq, a predicted model, not a curated record
UUUGUCUUCCCUUCAUCACAGCUGUGUGCAUUCUCCUGUGUUUGUCUCUAGUAACUGAUGUCCUACAGCUGUGGGAGCAGCUGUAAGAAUGCUCCAGCCUCUGACAUGCAGGAGAUUGUGGAGGAGUUUGGAGCAGGGGAAGGGAUGCAAUUGGUGACUAGCUGUGAUUAAAGGCAAGGGGCAAUGGCAGCAGCAUGGAGCUCCUUGUGAUGAAGAGCUUGUAUGGGUCUGCAUGAUUCUGUGGCACCUCAUGUGGUUUGGUCAUGGUUAGGGGCCACAGAUGUUACAGCACUAAUAACCAUAUCUGCAGCAGGGCUUAAAAUUGGGAAAGUUCAGGCAGGACAUCUGCUUUACUGUAGAGCUGCUGCUUUUCCUGCCUUUUCUUUCCUCACGUACCCACAGAGCUGUGAGUGCAUAGUGAUACCUGUGAAGUGUUGAGAGAAGGUGAGCUCUGGCUGAGCAGGCUGCAAAGUGAUACAUAUUAGGCAUGAUGUGGGAAUAUUUAGGAGAAAAUGGAGGAGAUCUGGCUUAUUGACUGAGGUGGUGUGGUCCCUGGGAGAAAACUGUCCCAAGAGGGAGAGAGUGGGCUGGCUGGGGAGAGGCCUGAGCUGGCUGACAGUGAAAGGAUGCUGAAGAGGGCUGUGCUGAUGAAGCUGGAGCUAAGAGCCAUGCAGCCAUCAUGAAAGCCCCUGGGAGUGGUGGAGACAGAACCACAUGGGAAUCCAAAAGCUGAACAAAGAGGGCAGCGCAGGUUUGAUUCUAUAUUUCAUGAGUGGGAAUUGGUAUGCAGAGAGUGGUAGGACAGGACUGGGAUCGGCUCAGGCAGGGAGGAGCACUCCAUAAAGACUCUAAAAUGCCCACUCAGUGCUUGCACUCUGCCUGUACUUUUGGGUAGCCUCCUGCCUGGUAGCUCUAGAAGCCCUCCUUUUGUGCCUUCUCCUUAGCUAGUGGUGUAUGUUGGCUGAGCAGCAAGUGACAUCUAGUGUCGGCUCAUGCAGCAGUAGCCGUGUCUUGGGCUGGCUCUGCCACUUCCAUCCCAGAUUCUGUGACAGUUUUUGGUGCAUGAAAUGGGUACAGCUGCAGUGUCCUGCUCUGAGGGAGAGGGCAAACUUCUUACCCCUUCUUCUGUUGAGUUUGAACAGCUUGAGCCAGGUGUGCCCAUGGCCCCACACAGAGUCACAGGUCCUUUCUAGCAGAAAUGACAAACAUUUUCCCUUUGAGGGAAACUUUUCUCUCUGGGUGCUGGUAGAGGAGUGGUAAAAUGGAAAUUAUCAAACUACUAGUGAGAGAGUUAGGUGUAGGGGUGAUGCCAGGCCAAACCAGGCAUGCAGUUGUAGGAGGUGACCUGGCUUCCCACCCUGAGGGUGCAGUCACUCCUUAGUUUUGCUUAGGCAAGUGGAGGCUGUGUGGCAUAUGUACUGCCCACAGGAGGUCACUGGUGAGCAAGCUGAGCCCAUGUCCUGCUCCCAGGUAUGCUUGGUGAGGACCCAGGCUUCCUCUUUUGCCCUUGAAAUGUGGAUGGUGGCCUUUCCUCCACCUUUUUCCACCUGCCUGUCUGGAUUGUGCACUUCAUCUCCAAUGACUUCUUUCUAUUUGCCAUCCUUCAGGAUGAUCCAGAGACACCAGCUGGUGCAGUCUGUGCUGCAGGAGCUACAGGAAGCCACCGAAUGCUUUGGCCUGGAGGGCCUUACCAGUGCUGCGCUGGAGGCAGAGAGGACCUUGUCAUCUUUUUCCCUACCUGGCUACUGUGGGAGUCAGUUCCAAGAGGAGCUGGAGGUUGACCGGGUAGCCAGGAGCCUCUACCCUGAGGAUGCCCCAAGUAACAUGCUGCCUCUCGUUUGCAAAGGUGAGGGAAACCGCCUCUUUGAGGCUGCCAGUGUGCUGCUCUGGGGCAACCCCAGCCUGAGCCUGGAGCUGCAGGUGCGUACUGUGGUGGAGAUGCUGCUGCACAAACAAUACUACUUGAAUGGCAUGAUUGAUUCCAAAGUGAUGCUGCAGGCUGCCCGCUACUCCCUCUGCACGGAGGAGACCCCGGAGAUGACCAGCCUCCCCAUGGCUAUCCUGGAAGCCAUCUUUGAUGCUGAUAUCAAAGCUACCUGUUUUCCUGGCACCUUUGCCAACAUGUGGCACGUCUAUGCUCUCGCCUCUGUACUGCAAUGUAACAUCUACUCCAUCUAUCCUAUGAGCAACUUGAAGAUCCGACCCUAUUUUAACCGGCUCAUCCGGCCCAGGAAGUGUGGCCCACGAACCUCCACGCUACACAUCAUGUGGUCAGGGCAGCAGCUCUCCCGGCAGGUCUUCAAAGCGCAGUACUUUGUGGCUGUGGUUGGCCUGGAGGAACUGGAACCCACAGUACCUUCACCAGAGCCUGCUGUCCAGCCCAUGAAGACCCUCGAGCUGCUGAACAGUGACCCCCAGUUGACCUACUCCAACCUGCGUGAUCGCUACAACAUUACCAAGAGCACCUUCUACCGCUGGAAGCGCCAGUCUCGUGAACACCGGCAGAAAGCGGCUGCCAGGUUUGCAGCUAAACACUUCCUCCAGUCCUGCUUUCAGGAGGGCAAUAUAAUCCCCCUCCAGCACUUCCGACAAAUGUUUCCAGAAAUCUCCCGAUCCACAUACUAUGCCUGGAAGCAUGAGAUGCAGAGCAUGGUCAAUGGUGAUGCCUCUGCUCUGUCUGAGGCCCACAGGUUGCAGGAACUUCACAGGGUUGUCCCAAAAAAGGCUGAUGUGAAUGAGCCAGCAAAUCCACAGGGGAGCUUAAAAUCCUCAAGUCCUUCCCUAGAUCCCAUUCAAGCAGGAAUCUUUAUGCAAGGAGCCAAAUCCUACCUGGAGAAAUGCAUUUCCAUGAACACUCUGGUACCUUACAGAUGCUUCAAACGCAGCUUUCCUGGCAUCUCCAGGUCCACGUACUAUAACUGGCGAAGAAAAGCAAUCAAGGAGAACCCCAACUUCAAACACCCCCAGUCACCCUUGGAUAACCAGAAAACUCUAGCUAUAGGAAAGCCAUUCCCACAAUUGAAGACAAGCGAUGUGCCUGUUAGGAAGAGACGGAAUGGAGACCGGCCAGCAUCCAGGAGUCUCCUGCAGCUCCAUCCUUCUCUGUGCUGGAGAAAGCAGCUGCGAGAUGUGGCCAGGAGGCAGGUCCAGCAAUGGCAGCUACCAUUCUGCAAGUACCGCCUGCGCUAUCCAUCUCUCUCCUCCACAGCCUACUGGUUUUGGAAGGGCAGUGGCCAAACCAUUUGGCAGCAUCGCCUGCCCUGGAGCAGCUCCAGCCUGCCAUUGAACCGUGUGGCUUCCCUGGCACUUCCAAGAGCAGAGCCAGGCCUCAAACCACAGUGCCAUUUGGAGGUAGCCACCAAACACAUAGAUAAGCCAGUGCCUGCCAUGCCGUGCGACACCGUUUCAGGUUAUGCCAUGUCGGAGAGAGCCAACAGCCGGAUGUUUGUGAUGGAUGUGAUCGCCACUGCCCAAUUCAAAGCACAGGCCAAGCUGUUCCUGCAGCAGCGCUUUGAGUCGAAGACCUUCCCAACGUACAAGGAGUUCAGUGCCCGCUUCCCACUCACGGCCCGUUCCACCUAUUACAUGUGGAAGCGUGCCCUGCAUGAUGGGCUGACAUUGGUGGAUGCCUGAGUGCCAGCUGCCAGCUGGCUUGGCCACAGCUCCUCUGCUGAUGUGCCCUUUGGCUCUCUGGUGCAGUGCCCAGCUGGGGCCUUGCUAAUUUUUGUUCUGGUUUGGUUUUGUUUUGUUCCUAGUCUCUGGGGUUUUUUUUUUUUUUGGUGUGGUUCAAUCAGGUAUGGGAGCAUCCUCACAGUGCCUAUUCCCAGAGGCUGGAGGAGUGGAAGGAGAAGGCACUGAGUAUCCCAAUGAGGGGCCAGAUAAUUUUCCUCUCUUUGUGCUCAGAGAAUGAGCAAGGGAGGUAGUACUGUGUCAUGGGAUGCUGCUGGACCUCAUGAGAUGGAGGAUGUGAAAGUCAGUCUGCCCCAGGCAGUUGCUUGAACGAGUAAUGUGGAUGUGCAGGAAGAGCAUGGAGGUGCCUAGCAUCUCAUCAAUGAGCAGAUUGAGGCUGGGUCAGCUGUAGAUGAGGAGAGGUUUGGGGAAGUGCUCAGCUUUAUGUAAGAAGCAUCUUUGGUCUGGGCUUUUCCCAGCUAAGGAGAAUAAAAGCUUCACUUGUGAUGAGUGAAGCUCUGGCUUUUAAUAUGUGCCUGUGGCUGCCCUGAUCUUUCCUAGAUGGAGCAGAGGCAGGUACCUGAGGGGACUUGUUUGUAUCCUCACUGUAAUCUGUAUGCUGGGAAUGCUAAGAUAGGAGUCAGUGUAUUUUGCAGGCUCUGGUGUCCCUGACUUUCAGGUCUUGUAGCAAUAAACUUUUCAUACAAACCAUUAUUAUUUCAGCUGGCAGCUGCCUUACUUUUCUAGGGUCUCUCUUCCCUGAUGUCUAGGAGAAUGCAGAGAGACUACAACUUGUGUGCCCAGUGUCUGUGCAUCGCCUGUGCUGUGCUGCAAGCAACAUGGAUGCAUAUAUUUCACUUGUAAGAAACCAAAGCAAUAAAGACUCUUCCACUCCUA